Mangifera indica (mango) is the source of this 5676-nucleotide messenger RNA. Its product is annotated as formin-like protein 20. Bases 429 to 4904 code for a protein of 1491 amino acids. The transcript has 17 exons. NCBI's taxonomy places the organism in Eukaryota, Viridiplantae, Streptophyta, Magnoliopsida, Sapindales, Anacardiaceae. The record is from RefSeq and is a predicted model, not a curated record.
AAAGUUUAUUCAGAGAGAGAUGAGUCUUCUUUCUCCUUUACAGUGAGUCCACUACGUUUCUCUUUCUUCCUUUCUGAUGGUAAUUUUGAAUUUUUGAUAUUUACAAUUCAAUCCCUAGAAUUCUCUUCGAUUUUUCAUCAUUAUCGCCUACUGUCACUUCUCUUACUCUCUCUUUAUCAUAACAAUUCUCUCUCUGUUCCUUUGAAGCAAGCUUUGUUCGUUUCUCUUUGCCAUUCCGAUUCGCAUUGGAUGCAUUAGUUCGAUCCAUUUUCUCUAUUUCUUUUAACUAAAAUUUGCACGGGUUCUUUCUCAAUUGGGAAAUUUUGGGGGAUCUGCGCUCGGGACGCCUGGAAUCAACAUGAUCUAUCCUUCAGAGGUGUAGCCAAUCAACGGUUUGGAUCCGAUUGGAGGACAAACAGCGCCAUCAGAUGGCGCUGUUUAGACGCUUCUUUUAUCGGAAACCACCGGAUCGGCUUCUUGAGAUCUCCGAGCGUGUCUACGUCUUUGACUGUUGCUUCUCCACCGAUGUAUUGGAAGAAGAUGAGUACAAGGUUUACAUGGGUGGGAUUGUGGCACAACUGCAAGACCACUUUCCUGAAGCUUCUUUCAUGGUAUUUAACUUUAGAGAAGGGGAAAGGCGGAGCCAAAUUUCGGAUGUAUUGUCUCAGUACGACAUGACAGUUAUGGAUUAUCCUCGCCAAUAUGAAGGAUGUCCUCUGUUGCCACUGGAGAUGAUCCAUCACUUCCUCAGAUCGAGUGAAAGCUGGUUGUCCUUGGAGGGACAACAAAAUGUGUUGUUGAUGCAUUGUGAGAGAGGAGGAUGGCCUGUGCUUGCGUUCAUGCUUGCUGGUCUUUUGCUAUACCGGAAACAGUACACUGGAGAGCUGAAGACUUUGGAGAUGGUUUACAAGCAAGCCCCUAGGGAACAUCUCCAUCAUUUGUCUCCUUUAAACCCACAGCCUUCUCAAAUGAGAUACCUUCAGUACAUUUCUAAAAGGAAUAUGAAUUCUGAUUGGCCUCCAUCUGAUACACCUCUACUUUUGGACUGCUUGAUACUUAGAGUCCUUCCAAUUUAUGGGGGAAAAGGUUGCAGACCAGUUAUACGUGUUUAUGGCCAGGAUCCUAAAAUACCAGCCAAUAGAAGUUCGAAACUUCUGUUUUCAACUUUAAAGACAAAGCAACAAGUCCGCAGCUAUCUACAGGAUGAUUGUGCACUGGUGAAAAUAGAUAUUCAUUGCCGAGUUCAAGGGGAUGUUGUUCUUGAGUGCAUCCAUUUGGAGGAUGAUCUGUUACAUGAAGAGAUGAUUUUCAGAGCUAUGUUUCACACUGCUUUUGUGCGAGCAAAUAUUUUGAUGCUCAGCAGGGAUGAAGUUGAUGCCUUAUGGGAUGCCAAGGACCAAUUCCCAAGGGACUUCAAAGCAGAGGUUCUUUUUUCGGAUGCUGAUGCUGUUGUGCCUCUCACCACAGUCGUGGCAAGUGGAGAUGGUAAUGAGACAGAAAGUGCUUCUCCUGAAGAAUUCUUUGAGGUGGAAGAGAUCUUCAGCAAUGUUGUAGAUGGUCAGGAGGCAAAGGGAGACUAUGAUAGGCAAGAAGUUAGUGUCCAUACAGCAAAUGAUAUAGACAAAAAAGAAGUUUGGAAGGAAGAUUUUGAACCUCAUUCGUUUCAAGAUUGCUCAUCAGAUGAUGGGAUUCACAAACUUGAUGUGAAGGUGGACCCUAAUUUCGAUGCAGUGAAGGACAUUACUGUUGAUGAUGUGAAGUACACACUAGAUGGGAAAGCAGAUUAUGAUAUUUAUGCAGUGAAAGACAUAACCGUGGAUGACGGUGAUCCCAAAUUUGAUACCAUGGUAGUUGCUGAUAAUGUGGUUAGGGACAUUGAAAGCAAGGAACUGAUCAAAGAUGUGUGUGAAAAAAUCGAAGAGAUUGACGGAAAAGGCGACAGAGAAGAUGGUGCUGUGCAAAAGAAUUUAGAAUCCAAGGGUCCACAGAGGCAAAAAUCUGACAAAGUGCUGCCUCCUACCCCUAAGAAACAGCCUACACCAAACACAAAACCAGCAUCAGAUACAGUUCUAGUCAAACAAAAAGUUAAACAGCAAGAACCCCCAGUUGCUAAUUUAAGAAUGGCAAAACCAAAUACAGUAUCUAGGUGGAUCCCUUCGAAUAAAGGUUCAUAUACCAAUUCAAUGCAUGUAUCAUAUCCACCUGCAAGAUAUAACAGUGCACCACCUGCUCUUGCUUUAACUUCUAAAGAAUCUGGUUCAGGUGCUAAUUCAAAGGGUUCUUCUCCUCUCAUGUCACCUGGGGUGGUGGUUUCAAAAGAUGUAACAACUGAAAAGACAGGGCAAAAGGGGGAACCUUUAAAUUCAGCUAGUAGCUCACCCCCACUUUUAUCACAAUCUCCUGGUCCACAGAAAGUAGUACCCUCUACUCCAGUUUCUCCACCACCUCCACCACCACCACCUCCACCUCCACCUCCACCUCCACCUCCACUUCCACCUUAUUCAAACAGUUCAAUGUUAGGUACUUUUCCACCCAAGUCUUCCAUUCCACUUUCCUUCUCUUUGCAGGGUACCGCAUCUGAUAACCUACCAACACCAACAAUUAAUGAGGUUUAUAAAUUUUACCCUCCACCCCGUCCACCACCUCCGCCUUUCACCUCACGACAAAAUAUUAGGUCUAUUUCGCACCCUGAACCUUCACUGUCCCUUCCCCCAUCAUUUCCUCUUGCAUUUGGUCAACAAAAAAAUGGGAUGGUUCUGCCUCCUCCACCACCUCCACCACCUUGGAAAUCAGAAAAUUCUUUAGUUAACCUUACUACUUUAACAACUUCUCCAUCACCACCUCAACCACCACCACCACCACCACCACCACCACCACCUCCUCGUAUGAGUGGUUCAAGCCUUGGAGUUGGAAUUCUUGUGCCGCCUCCACCGCCCCCUCGACCUAUGCGAGGUAGUCCACCCCCACCUCCCCCUCCUCCUCCCCUGCCCCCGCCCUCGCCCCCUCCUAGUCGUGGAGCUCUAUCUCUACCUCCACCUAUGCAUGGGUCUCCACCACCCCCACGCCCACCCCCACUUUUGCAUGGACCUCCAGCUCCUCCUCCACCACCACCACCACCACCACCACCAUCAGUAUCUAGAGCUUCUCCUCCACUACCACAAUCAAUACCUAGAGCUCCUCCAUCACCACCUCCUCCGCCUCCACCAAUGCUUAGAGCUCCACCACCUCCUCCUCCUCCUCCUCCUCCACCACCACCACCACCACCACCUCCACCAAGGCUUGGAACCCCACCUCCACCACCUCCUCCAAUGCAGGAAGCCUCUCCUCCAACACAUGGAGCCCCACCACCACCACCUCCUCCAAUGCUAGGAACCCCACCUCCACCACCUCCUCCAAUGCGGGAAGCCUCUCCUCCAACACGUGGAGCCCCACCACCACCACCUCCUCCAAUGCUAGGAACCCCGCCUCCACCACCUCCUUUGUUGCAUGGAGCUCCACCUCCUCCUGGAGGUCAUGCACAUGGCCCUCCUCCUCCACCUAUACCUCCAGGUGGCUCAGCCUCUCCUCCUCCACCUCCACCCUUGGGUGCUAGAGGACCUUCUGUUUCAGCCCCUCCACCUCCAAGAGGUCAUGGACUUUUGCGUUCUACUGGGAUUUCAGCAGCUAUGGGUGGCGCACCACGAAGGUCUUCCUUGAAGCCUCUACAUUGGAGUAAAGUAACAAGGGCAUUACAAGGAAGCUUAUGGGAAGAAUUGCAAAGGCAUGGAGAGCCUCCAACUGCACCAGAAUUUGAUGUCUCUGAGAUAGAGAGCCUCUUCUCUGCAACAGUCCCAAAAUCUGCUGACUCGGGUAAAGACGGAGGGCGUCGCAAGUCUGUUGGGUCCAAACCUGAUAAAGUCCACCUGAUUGACCUGAGAAGGGCCAAUAACACGGAAAUUAUGCUCACAAAAGUUAAGAUGCCACUUUCUGAUAUGAUGGCUGCUGUAAUAGCAAUGGAUGAGUCAGCAUUAGAUGUUGAUCAAGUGGAAAAUCUUAUUAAGUUUUGUCCAACAAAAGAGGAGAUAGAAUUACUUAAGAACUACACUGGUGACAAGGAGAACUUGGGGAAGUGUGAACAGUACUUUCUGGAGCUGAUGAAAGUGCCCCGAGUUGAGUCAAAACUAAGAGUAUUUGCUUUCAAGAUUCAGUUCGGCUCUCAGAUUUCAGAAUUUAAAAAGAGUUUGAAUACUGUGAACUCUGCAUGUGAGGAGGUACGGAAUUCAGUCAAAUUGAAGGAAAUUAUGAAGAAGAUUCUUUAUUUGGGGAAUACAUUGAACCAAGGAACUGCAAGGGGUUCUGCUGUUGGAUUUAAGCUGGACAGUCUUUUAAAACUCACAGAUACUCGUGCAACUAAUACCAAGAUGACACUGAUGCAUUAUUUAUGUAAGGUCCUUGCUGCUAAAUCUCCAGCUCUUCUGGAUUUUCACUUGGAUCUUGUUAGCCUCGAACCUGCAACUAAGAUACAACUGAAAUCUUUAGCUGAAGAAAUGCAAGCUAUAAUCAAGGGAUUAGAAAAGGUCAGGCAGGAGAUGGGAGCAUCUGAAAAUGAUGGUCCCGUGUCCGAAGUUUUCCGUGAGACACUGAAAGGAUUUAUUUCUGUUGCUGAGGCUGAGGUGGCAUCUGUAACAAAAUUUUAUUCUGUUGUGGGUAGAAAUGCAGAUGCCCUUGCACUGUACUUUGGUGAGGAUCCUGCUCGCUGUCCAUUUGAGCAAGUUACUUCAACUCUUUCAAAUUUUGUGGUGUUGUUCCGGAAAUCACAUGAAGAGAAUUUGAAACAGGCAGAAUUGGAGAAGAAGAAAGCUGAGAAAGAGGCUGAAAUGGAGAAGGCCAAAGGAAUUAAUCUUACAAAAAAGAGUGUGAAAUAGCUGAUGAGUGAUUUCUUUCUAUCUCCAUGGGAAAUUUAACGCCCGGCAUACAGCAGAAGUUCAUCUCUAUAUUUUAUUUGAGUGACAACAAAAUGACACUGCUGUCUGGAGUGGUUGAACCCACUCUCCAGUACCGGUGCAAUGCUAAGCCUUCGAACGUGAUGUAAAUGAGGUAAGUUCACUCCUCGAAAUGUGCAGACGCAAAACCGUGUGAAAGCUCUUCCUGUACAAGUUUGAGAGAAUGCUAUUCAAUGCAUGAUCAUGGUCAGACAUAACCUGUCAAAGCAUAAUUAAGGUGGUUGAUAUGUCACACGUGUUCUCCAAUGAUGUAUCUGACAUCAUUUCAGGUGAAAUUUUUGUAGUUCUGGCCAGUCCCUCCUGAGGUAGGCUUUUUGGUUUGGCCUCUGCCAUUGGUUUCUAAUAUUUUGCAGCAUGGGAGCCAAUGCCUUUGGAAUUGUAAAGCGUCGAGACCGCCUGCUGUACCACGCAACCAUGUACAAAUUUCUAACCCUUAAUUUAGUUAGGAUUCAAUUCUUUUCCUUGUAACAUAGAAGCUAAUUCUUGUUCUAGUAGUUGAGAUCUUGAGGGAAGCCCAGCAGGAAAAAAUUAUUGUAUAGGUUGACAAGGUCCGUUAUAGAGAAAUUAGAAGAGGGGGGCUUUCUCCAGUGUAAUUGUAAUAUAACAGCAAAAUAUAGGCUGCAGUUUUGAAACACCUUGUUUCUUCAAUCAAAAUUAUAGUUAAAAAUUAAAUCAAACGAUGUUUUCAUUUUCA